Ambispora gerdemannii is the source of this 1515-nucleotide messenger RNA. The record is from the annotation of a GenBank genome assembly. NCBI's taxonomy places the organism in Eukaryota, Fungi, Glomeromycota, Glomeromycetes, Archaeosporales, Ambisporaceae.
AUGAAUACCGUAGAAGCCAACCCGAUGAAAACUCCAAUGGAACAAGUUGACGAACUUAAAUACUGGCUUGCAACGGCACCAUGUAACUGGGAACCAGACCAGAAUAUUCGUCGAUAUCUUUUACCGACUGGCGAAUAUGUUUCCUGUGUACUAUGGAAUGGACUAUACCACAUCACGGGUACUGAUAUCGUGAGAAGCUUAGUAUUCCGAUUCCAGGCUUUCGGAAGACCAGUAAAAAAUAUCAAGAAAUUUGAAGAAGGUGUAUUUAGUGAUUUACGAAAUCUCAAGCCAGGUAUGGAUGCGUCACUUGAAGAGCCAAAAUCAGAGUUUUUGGAGAUGUUAUACAAGAACAAUUGUAUUCGUACACAAAAGAAACAAAAAGUUUUCUAUUGGUUUUCUGUUCCACAUGAUCGUCUUUUCUUGGAUGCAUUGGAACGUGAUUUAAAACGUGAAAAAAUGUCAAUUGAACCAACGACAUUUGCGGUGGCGGAACCCGCUCUCUCAUUUUCCUUUGAUUCCACUCAAUCGCUAUAUGAUCAAUUCACCAAAGGAAUAUCGCCAUCGUCUUCAGCUCCAUCGUCGCCACGAAUUCACAGUUUAGUUUACGAUCCGACAAAUAUUUCAUCGAUGAUGAAUGCCGUUAAUGUUCCGAUAAUAAAGACAGACGAGUCACCCAAUUGUGGAUACUCACUUGAUGAUGAGACAGCUCAACAACAACAAAUUGCUGCUAAUUCACAAAUUGGACAUUACUCCCUUUACAAUCCAAUUCCUCAAUGUGAAAAUGUACUCACAAAAGCUCAUCAUUUAUAUUCACCUGAUCUUGGGUAUUGUUCGAUGGAUGAGUUAUCGAAGUCAACAUUUGCAGCAGCAGCCGCCGUGAAUAACGAUCAUCACUCGACAACAGGAAGCAAUUCUGAUUAUUUCAUGACAAAUACGACUUGGAGUAUAGAACAACCACAUCAUCAUCAGCCACAGCAGCAUUUCAUUGAUAGUUCACCAACUUAUAAGCAGCGAAGAAGACGCGCAAAUUCAUGCACAAGUGUUCAGGUGAAUAACAACAGCAAUAAUGGUAAUGUUAUUAAUGGGAAUCAUCCAAAUUCACCUCCAACUCGAUCAAACGCAUCGCCUUAUCCUCUCAAAACCUAUAAUUGCCCUCUUCCUACCUGUGGUCGCCUCUUCAAACGUCUUGAACAUUUAAAACGUCAUGUACGAACACAUACAAUGGAACGACCUUACGCAUGUCCCAUAUGCGGAAAGAGAUUCUCGAGAUCCGACAAUUUGGCUCAACAUCGGAAAACUCACGAAAGAGGAAUGAAUAAUUCACCAGCUCCUAAUGGAAGUGAAUGUUAUUCAUAUGAACCAAAUAAUCAUCAGGCCGAUCUGUCAGAUGCCUGUGUCCCAGACAAUUAUGUAUCUGUAUUCGCAAAUGAACCAACAGCAUACAAUACGAAUGCUAUGUAUGGAUUACCACCGAACUUUUUGGAAGGUAGUGUUGGAAAUGGGAUUAUAGUCUAA